Molecule: messenger RNA, 3123 nt
Organism: Musa acuminata AAA Group (dessert banana)
Lineage: Eukaryota; Viridiplantae; Streptophyta; Magnoliopsida; Zingiberales; Musaceae
Exons: 8
Coding region: 356-820 (154 amino acids)
Source: RefSeq, a predicted model, not a curated record
UUCUCUUCCUUCCCCUUUCUCUACUCGGAAGAAUCUCUGCAAUUAGCCUCAGAUUUCUAGUUUCCUCGACCGAUCCCACGCAAAUUCUUCGACUUUUUUAUUCUUCCAAGAGUUUAUUGAGUGGUCGAUCAGUUUUUUUUUUUUCUCUUGCUUGCUUUUUUCCAUGUCGCCGUUGCGGAACUGAUGGUUAUCUUUUUUCUGAUUGGACGCGAUCUUUUGGGAUUUUCCUCGAGUUUACUGACAGGAUUACAAAGGAACAGGAUGAGAACUUCCUGACAUUUUGUUGUGGUAGAAGUGUAAAUUCUUCAUAGUGCCAUUCAAAUGCACAUUUGAAGCAACUUUCCUCUUAGAAUAUAUGGGUUGUUGUGUUGGAGGGCUAGCUAAAUCUCAAUCAGCUAAUGAUAGAAUAUUGGGUCCACCCAAGAAGCGGAACAUAGGCCAGUUAUCCAUCCAGAAGAAAAGACAAUGGUCAUCAAGUCCUGAACCUGAAGUAAUGGAAAACAAUGUUAGCAAUUCUCUUUCCCUGGUGACGAAUGUCUCCUCGUGUCCCACUACUGUCAAUGAUGAGACCAAGUUAAUGGAGGAAAAUGCUAACAAUGUUUCAUUCGUCAACCAAGGUGCUAUAGCCUGGAAUGAGAUGAGAAGGGUGUGGGUCGGAGAUCGAUCAAAAAGGCCCCACAGAGCUCCAAGGGAACCGACAAUAAGCUGGUGUGCAACCUACGAGGAUUUGCUCUCGACCAACCGACCUUUUCCACAACCCAUCCCAGUAUCUGAGAUGGUAGAUUUUUUGGUCGACAUUUGGCAGGAGGAAGGACUUUAACGAUUAGCAGUACUCUUUGCUAGUGUGGAAAUUUUGUCUGGCCUUCUGGUUAGCUAAAUUAAGUAGAUGUAUUUUUUGUCAAGGGGGUGUUCUUGUAUAAAAACAAAAUGCAUUGGCGUCACCAUUCGACCCCAAGAAAAAAUUGUGUUAAUGGUAUUAGGUGAAGAAAGUAAACAAGCAAAGCAAAAAGAACCAUUCUAUUAAUCAGAGAGCAUCUCAUGAAUGUCAUGCAACCUCAAGUUCAACUUUGGGAUGAUAAGCCGGAAGGCAAGAGUUCCGAGACCAUCCCGGUCUGUGGCGAUGGGCAAGAACAAGCUCAUCAGCAUCUGCAACACAAAAAUCUGCACUUCAUCAUGAGUGGGGAAUGUGAUCGACCAAAUUUACAUUAUUCGAAUCCAUGUGUCUAUUUUAGCAUCCUACAUCGUGAUCAUGCGCCUUAUCUGAUCACAUUAAUUGCUUCCAUAUCUUUCUUAUCCGAACCCCAGCAAAUUCACGGCUGUGGUGUGUCGGCAGAUAUGCGCUACCGAACGAACGGUCCAAGUCAUGGAACAGAUUCUUCCGGAGGCUAAUCGUAGGCGUUGGCGACGAGGAUCCGCGCCCACGAAUUGACGCGCAAGUGACGGGCAGCGUGGAGGCCCAAGGAACGGCUGGGGGCCGGCCAACCCCACCUCGUCCCGUGGCGAACGACAUGCACGGCCGUGUGACUAGGAGGGAGAUAAGAGCGGGCUAGCGUUCGUCGGAUUGGCCGAGGCCACGUGAAUAGCCACGCUCCUUCACGUGAGGGCGGGACGCCGGCCCCACCGGCUGUUGGGAAAACAACAUGUGCUCCUUUUCGUUUGCUGUUCUUAAAAGCUCCAAAACGGAACAGGAGUGGGAAGUCCCUUUCAUUCUCUCCUGAAGCCCUCCUAUUAUAUAUAUGAGCACAAACGAGGCAUCUCUGCCCACAGCUUUGGACAUCAUCUUGUUGAGAGAGAGAGAGAGAGAGAGAGUUCUUCGGAUGGUAGAGAUAUUUCUGGAGAUCUCCAGAUCUCUCGCGCAGAGACAGAGAGAGAGAGAGUUCUUCGGAUGGUAGAGAGAUUUCUGGAUAUCUCCAGAUCUCUCGCAGAGAGAGAGAGAGGGAAACUCGUGUUCUUCAGAAGGUAGAGAGAUUUUGUACUGCAAAUUAGAGAGUUUUAUAUUUCCACUGCCGACAUCUUGCAGCCCAAGAUGGUUUCUGAUGGCGGAGGGAGAGGUGUCUGUUGUGUGUGUGCGAGAGAAAGGGGAAUGUGUGUUGCUAAAAAUGGUUUCAGUUGGCACAGAGACAGAAUGUGUGUUUGUCCGAGAGAGAGAGAGAGUAUGCGCGUGCGUGUAAGUGUGUGUGUGUGUGUGUGUGUGUGUGUGUGAAUGAGUGAGAGAGAGAGAGAGAGAGAGAGAGAGAGAGAGACCUACUGCAAAAAUAUCUUUGAGCCCAAGAUGGUUUCAUAUGGCUGCAUUUGCACCUGCACCUAAAGGGGAGCGGGGUGGCCGUGAAGAAAACGAGUUUACAUCCACCAUGUAGGUGCAGCGGCAAAUGCAACCAUAUGCCAUUUUGGUUUCCUUUCCUACCAUCACACUGCCACCAAAGCACCAAAGGAGGUAACAAAUUGUUUGGGUUUCCCCUCGCCAGAAUCAAGAUCUCCAUCCAGAUUUGUUUUCACAGUACCAAUAAGGGAAAAGACAAGAGCCUAAAACCUCCUUUCUAUGGAGGUUUAGGGGAAGAAAGAGGGACGGAAAGCAAGAGUUAUGCUUAGGCCGAUUUGAGCAGCGGCUAAAUAGAACAGGUUGGAAAAACCAAAACAAACGCCCUUAAUGUUUCACAAAGCUAUAUGCUGAGGCUCACUUUGGAGAUCUUUUAGGUUUUGUUUUCCCUUAAUACCUAAGUUGACUGAAGAACUAAUGUUUCUACUCUUUCCUUUCAUUUACGACCACUGUCGAUGUUUGCAUCCUAAAAGAAGUUGAUGCUUACAAACAGAUGGAAUUGACUCAAGUAUCAGAUGCUGCGCGAAGCACCUCGGAAGGUUCUAUAAGGUUUCAUUCGGACAAACUCAAGGGGCCAGUUCUGAUGUGAUAAUGUAGGGAUAGUAUGUAAGAUCUAUGAUAGAUAUGUUAUGUAGUACAUAGCAAUACCGAUAAGCUCAUGAUGCAGAAAAUUAUGAGAGUCCACCUUGUCACACAUCCGGCAGAGUUCUUGCCCAUGUGUGUUGUUAUCCAAGGUUUUGAGGUUUAAUUUGUGGAUUUGAUGCUAUAUAACUAGUGAUCCUUAAACAUAGAGUUCUCUUUGAUCA